This is a messenger RNA of Athalia rosae (coleseed sawfly), 5778 nucleotides long. RefSeq lists its product as uncharacterized. Gene Ontology annotation, molecular function: phosphatidylinositol-3,4,5-trisphosphate binding; GTPase activator activity. The record is from RefSeq and is a predicted model, not a curated record. The coding region runs from base 322 to 4251 and encodes 1309 amino acids. Gene Ontology annotation, biological process: signal transduction; positive regulation of GTPase activity. The transcript has 11 exons. NCBI's taxonomy places the organism in Eukaryota, Metazoa, Arthropoda, Insecta, Hymenoptera, Athaliidae.
ACAUCCCCGAUCGCGCGGCGCGUUCGGUGAAGAAAACAAAAAGUAAAACACAUCGCCACUCCGGAGAUUCCUCGCAAGUGUCCGUACCACCGCAGUGAUGACGAUCUUCGACGAAGUUUAGUACGAACCCUCCCAAGAAGCACCCUUGCGGUAAAAGAGGCCCGAAACAGAGAGAGAGAGACAGAGAGAGAGAGAGAAAGAGCGACCGACCGGCGGCGAUCAUGGAAUCUACGGACCGGUAGAAACUAGCCACUGUGAUACGAUCGCAAAGGGAUUAUUUCAUUGUUUCGGGAAAGUAUCGGUGAGAGGGACCGAUAAGAAAUGGAGGAGAAGCCGGUACCGAAACCGCGGUCCAAUCUGACCCCCGAGAGUCGAGGAGUCGUCGUCCGAUCGACGACGCCGGUUCCGGCCCCGCGAAAUCUCCAAUUUAACGCCGCGACGUCUACGCCGUCCCGUUCGACCAGUUCCAGCGAGUCGAGCUCCUCCGACAAAAGCGAGGAAGGUAAGCCCCGCGCAAACGUUAACGAACAGUCAGGCCGAACGAGAACGAGGCCCGAAUUUUUACGGAGCAUAAGCGGCUGCUCGAAGCAAUUGAAAGAUGAAAUUUCAGAGAGGAUGACCUCGAAGAGCAGAUCGAUGAUAUCGAGCACGAGGAACGCCAGUCUGAGAUUGGAGAAAUCGAUGAAGAAUCUGCUGACCCGCCGGCUGGCCGCCGUCAACGGCGAGGACCGCGGGCUUCCACCGGACGCUCCGCGGGGCGUCCCCGCCGCCGACCGGAAGCUCAAGGACGCCAAGUCGGCGCGUCAUCAGGAUCGUUGCGUCUCGAUGCCUACCGACGACAUAUUCAACGGCAUAUCGUUCUACAGCCCGUUGGGCGCGACGCUGCGGAGCGUACGCAACGAGGUGGACCUGUCGACGAUCAGGUACAGUCCGCCGCCGCCGGUUUACCCGCCGCCACCGCUGCCGGAGGAAUCGAUCUACGACGAGUUGCAAUCGGUCACGUCCGGCAACAGCGGCGGCGGCGGCCGAUACGACACCCUGAGUUCGACGGUAUCGGCGAACCGCGACGUCGACCCCAACGACGACGCCUCGGACCUCCUGAGUUUCGGCAGAAGUCCCCAGGGCAGCGACUCGGACGCCAGUCUGAACAACGAGAGGGCGAUCACCGCCGAGGUGCCCAAGAGGAUACUGAGGUCCGACUCGUGGACGUUCUACGACGCGUUCGCACCGGCCUCGAAGAGGUUCGACGAGCUCGGCGUCGAUCUCGAGAUAACGCAGUCAGGCGCGGACGAGGGCGCCAACGAGCCUCCGAUCGAGAAGAAUCUGCUCAGGCUCUCGGACGUCGGCAGCGUGGUGUCCAUACCGAACUCGCUCUACGAGAACUGGCUUCCCAAGGGGGGGACGCGAGUUCCCGACGACGAAAUUCCGCCGUCCGUCGGCACGGGCGGCGGAAAUUUUUCGCGGGAACACAGCAAAUCGCUGCUGUUCGAGUUCGAUCCGCUGUCGCGAACAACCGACGACAACAUAUACAGCAAUUACGAGAACAACGACAUGAUGCUUCUCGAGGCGCUUCUGGCCACCAGCGAUUCGCCGAGCAGCGCCGGCAGUUUCGCCGAUCUCAGGGAAGAGGUGGAAGACGCCGAAGACGAAGCUUACCACGAGGUUACCGCGUACCGCGCGACGAACGACGACGAAGUCGUAGUCGCAGUCGACGACGACGACGACGACGAUCGCGAGGAAACGGAAACGGAAACCGCCGCCGCCGAACCGCCGCCGGAACCGCCGCGGAGAUACGACUCGUUGCCGAAAAACGAAUACGACGAAGUCGAACUGGUCGAGGUACCGGACGCCGCGGUACGUCCGUCCGGUAAAAAUCCACCCCUACUACCGAAACUAUCGCAAAUCGGGAAGAAACAGCCGGCCGUACCGCCCCGAAAACCAUCCGUGAAGAUCCACGUCGCGAAGAGUACCCGAGAAGUUCCGGCCCAAACGCAGCUGAAAAUUCCCGACGACCUUCCGCCGCCGCCGCCGACGUCGCCCCCGUGUCCCCAAGUUGCCGAAGAAACUCGUACCUCGAUGAUGCGUAAAUUGCAGAAAAAAUUGAGACACGAUUCCGUCGCGAGUAUAAGACCGAACGUUAUGAAUUUCGUACGCGGCAGUAAAUUGUUGUCCAGAAAUCGCGAUAACGCCAAAGAUGUUGCUUCCGCGUCGAAACUCGAACGACCUACUUACACGGGUCACACGUCACCGGCCAAAAGGGGUAUAGUUUAUCGUCCCGGCGUAGGGAUGGAGAGGACCAAGGACCUCGUACAAAGAGCCGCGGUCCUAGCGGACAAGAAAUUAUCCUUCUACGGGGACAAGGGACUCGCGGUUCUCAAGGAGACCGUCUCGCUGGAAACGGUGCACAGCGUGCAUCUGCUGCAGGACGUCAAGGUGGUGGACGGCGAGGCGAUGCACUGCAUAGCCGUGAGCGGCGAGGGUCGUCCCGGGGUACACGUGUUUUACGUGAAAGGUGUUACGGAGAGGAGGAUAUGGGCCCAAAGGAUCCUGGAAGCCUUGACCCCGGUAUUCCCCGUCAGAUACAGCUCCGAACUGACCAGAGUCGGCUGGGCCUAUGUCAAGGAGGGCGUAACGGGGACCUGGUUUCCUACGUGGCUUCUACUGCAACGGAGAAACCUGUUUUACACACGCUCGAUCGACUCGACAGCCUCCAACUUCGAGCAAUUAGAUCUACGCAAGGCGCGCUGCAUAGUACUGAGGGAACACGAGGGACCGACGAGCGAGGACGGCGGCAUACCUGUGGUCGUUGUGGACGCGGGCGGCAGAGGUGCGUUGCACAUAGCGUCACCCGGUUCGAGGGAGGCUCCGGUUUGGAAGCACGCUCUUUAUCAGGCGGCUACCAGCUGCGGCCCUGGUAUCGAGCAACAGCAGCUAACUCAGGACAACGUACCCGUGAUCCUUGAAAAAUGCAUAAACUUCAUCUACACCCACGGUAUAAUGUCCGAAGGUAUAUACCGUCACAGCGGUUCGAGCAGCGCGGUGACGCGUCUACUGGAGGCAUUCCGCAAGGACGCGUGGGUAGCGCAGAUCAGGAAGGUCAACUACACGGAGCACGACGUCGCCACGGUGCUCAGACGAUUUUUGAGAGAUCUGCCCGAACCACUUCUGCAAGCCAACGUACACGAUCCACUGUGCAGAAUCGUAGACAUGGAGAACGAGGACGAUCGCGUUUCGAACUACAGAAAUCACCUGGACACCCUAAAGCCCGUGGCCGGCGCGACUCUGCGCAAGAUACUCGCCCAUCUCCAUUGUCUGAGUCAACAGAGCGCGAGGAAUCGCAUGACCGUCGGAAACCUAUCGGCGGUAUGGGGUCCGACCUUGAUGCACGCCGGUGAUACGAACGCCGACGACUGGAACCGGUCCGAGACGAGAGUCGUCGGUGACCUGAUCACCCUGUACCCGAAACUCUACCAACUGUCGGCCGCCGACAUGGCGAGGGAGGCGAAAAUUCUCGAGGUCCUCGAGAGGCACCACGUGUCGAACAACAGGCCCAGGGCCGCGCCCUCGGGUGAUCUGAAAAUCUGGAUCUACCUGAUGGCCAGGGACGGAGAGUGCAUCAACGUGACGAUCGGUCCGCACAAAACCGCGUUCGACGUUUGCAAGGAAUUGGCGGAGAGGACGGGCCGUCAACCCCACGAACUUUGUCUGGAGGAGUCGGCCCUCGGUGGCGACCUGGAACGUCCCCUGCAUCACAACGAGAGCGUUCUGGAAACGGUGGCGAGGUGGGGAUACUGGGACGUCGACGACAGGAAGGAUAACGUCCUACUGCUCAAGAAGGACACCGUCUACAGCGACAUCAUACCUCUGGUAAAUCCGCCGAUGACGAUAUCGGGCGAGCUCAAAUUCGCCGACACGAAAUCGAAGAAUUUCAAAAAUUACCUCUUCGAGUUCAGCCGAGCGAAAUUGUGCUGUUACAAGGACAAAAUGUGCGCUUCGAAACUGUGGGAAUGGAGAAUAGAGGACAUCGUGUGGUACAUAGGGCACGAGUCCAAACGGAAUCCGCGAAUGGGGUGGUCGAUCACGUUUAUACUGAAAAAUGGAAAACCGAACAGGUGCAAGGAUACCCCAUACUUCGGUUACACGUUGGCGGGGGCUUUGAAAGGUGAGGAGUAUCGAUGGUUGGCGGCUAUGGUGUUCGGCGAAUUUCAACUCAACUUACGACCGGCACCCGUCAACCUUAUGGACCCUUGAUCCUCCGAAUAGCGAGGAUCUGCGUGGGGUCGUGUCGCGGAAUUUUCUCGAACGCCUGGGAGGGCGAUAAAAAAAAUUCAGACAAAAAUUAGGACCACGUGGUAAUUAGUGUUUAAGGAUCGGUGACGCGGCCCGGAGAACGUCACGUUCGACGACGAUGAUGAAACGAUACGUGCGAUGACGUUCUCGGGGGGUUUUUUUUUUUUUUUUUUUUCUACGAGAUUUGUAAAUAACUUAUUUUCUCAUACGAUUGAAAAUUAUUCGCGCUAUUCGAUACACGUUCACGUGUACGACUUGUAUGAAAAUAAUACCGACAAUGAGUAUGUAAAGUGAAAAGUAUCGAAGUACAGAGAUAUCAGUAUUUUUAUGAUAAUACCGCAGAUAUGGACGUUGUUUUAGCAAAAAUUAUGUAGAAAAAAUGCAUCGCAUUUAAAAAUUGUUGAACUUUUGUAACGAUAUAAAACGUCACUCGUACGACGCGAUCGGUGCUAUAAUUAUAUACAUACACGUAGGCGUAGAUAUAACAAAUUUUUCCAUCUUUUUUUUUUUUUUUUCUUUUCACGUACAACUUAGAUACGUAUAUUUAGUACAAUGGAAGUAUUUGAUCGGUUCCGAUACCAAAGAAGAGAAGAGAAAAAUGAAAUAGAAGAAGAAUUAGAAAAUUGCCGAGUUCCUUGGCGAGCGAUUGAUGAAUUGUUUUUUUUUUUUUUUUUUUUCAAUCAAACUCGCAAGUUGCCAGAUUAUAUUAUUUUCGAGGUAUUUGAAAAUUUUAUUGAAACGUCGUUAGAGUUAGUAGAAAAUUGAUUUAUCGAUCAAUCGAUAAAUUAAUCCUUCGACGAAUAAGUGAUGAACAAUUACUGUUGCGUAUUGUAAUGUAUAUCGAUGUAAAAUAUUAAUCCAUUUAUUUGUAUACUAUAAUAAUAUUAGGUAUAAAAACCGUUACUAUACAUAGUUAUAGUUUAUACGAAUCGCUUACACUUAAAAAUUGUUUAUUCUUUAAUAAAUUGUUUUUUUUUUUUUUAUAAAUAAUAUUGAGCUGCCAUUUUUUUAUUCUGUGCGUUAAAUGAACACUUUUGACAAUCAUUUAUCGUAAGAUUAAUAACUAGAUGUUAAUCGUAUCGAAAAAUUCUACGUGCGAAAGUUCGAAGAUCUUUGAAAAACGAAGGAAACCUGAAUUGAGAGAAAAACUUGUCGAAUUCCAAAAAAGUAUACAAAUACAAAAUUAUUGGGUAAUCAUUUGUUUCUUUUUCUCUUCUCGACCAAUCCUACGAUCUAAUGAGCAUUCUUAAAAGGUCGAACGAUUAUUUAAACUCGAGAUUCUUGAGCACUACCAAUAAUUACACAACCGUGAAUCUUAAUUCGCCUAUCAUAUGGUCAUAAAUAUAUAUAUAUAACUGCGAUUACCUUAAAAAGUAAUUAAUUUUUAUUUGGUCCGUUCCGUUCAAUAACGCUCUCGAUCGAAUCUUGUUACGUAAAUCCCGCGGCUGACAAGUAACUCGUUUCGAUGAAUGUACUGUACGUACAUUC